Medioppia subpectinata is the source of this 2435-nucleotide messenger RNA. The record is from the annotation of a GenBank genome assembly. NCBI's taxonomy places the organism in Eukaryota, Metazoa, Arthropoda, Arachnida, Sarcoptiformes, Oppiidae.
CUCUAUGAUGUGAUUAAAACAUUUGCCGCAAAUUUGCAAAACAACAAUCAGUUGAACACUUUGUUUGACAUCAAAUCAUUUUCGUAUAAGAAGAUUAUUAUAGGCUAUGGAAUCAAUAAAACAUUUAUUGUUUCUAUAUAUUGGAAAUCGGCUGAAAAGAGAUUUCAGUUAUGUUUUGGAUGUGUUGGUCAGGCUUUGGCCGAUUCUAACCCACAUGUUUUGGUUUGUUCUCAACUCCAAUACGAGUUCAAUCAACACCUUUCGAUCGUUCAGUUGAUCCAAAUAUUGAACUACACUUUAAAUCCAUUUUUAACGAUUCAAUGUUUGAGUGGAAUUCCAUUGCUUGGAGUAAUCAAUAGUAGACCUCAACUACCAGUUCAGGCCUUUUGUAUUAUCCCUCAGUCUUCGACACACAUUCGCAUUAUUUACAGAAAUAUAUAUUGUUUGGAUGUUAUCAUAUACUCGGAUAAUACUAUAGCCAUACGUGACGGCGCUCUCAGUCUUUUUGAUAAAGUGAGGGUUAUGGAAGAAUUGACACCAAUUCAGGGAUUAAAAGCGUUUUUAAACAAAUUUGUCGAUAAGACGACACAAAUGAGACGUUUAUCUCAGACGGAAGACGACAACCCGCCCUCCCCUAUGCCUCACAUGGAAUCCGUUGAAUCAUAUUUGUACGCAACCUCUCAGAUGAAGACAUCAUCGCCUUCUAAGGGAGUUAAUGAGAACUCCGGUCGUCCUAUAACUCACUCAAUGCCUUCAGCCCAGGGCUCGAACCCACACACGCCUACUUCACCCCAUACUUCAGUUCUAUCUCAAUCUGGAUUCACUUCAUCUCCCGGUGCUUUCCCACUCUCUUCGCCGCCCUCUCAUAGCAUGUCAGGACAUGGGGUGAGCUCUUCAUCCAAUCAGGUGGCGCCGUCGCCAUCAAUGCCUGUUCCCGAUCAGUCACCGGCCAAUCUGUUUGGCGUUAAUUCGCCAAUGAAUGCAAUGCACGCGCCGUCGCCUUCAUUCCUGCCCAUGCCUUCGCCUUCCAAUCAAUUUCACUCUCAAUCUCCUGCCUCUCAAUACCUCCCCAAUAGUGGUUCUCAGACAGACAUCAAUAGUGCCAUCGGAUCUCCAUUUACGGCACCAAAUAUGCCGGCAUCUAAUCUUUCGAUGCCAUCUCCGGCUCCCAAUGCAUGGCCCGGCAGUCCAUCACUUCCUCGUCCGUCUCCGCGUUCGAUCGCUCCCUCGCAGAGUCCGGGCAUAAGUCAGGCGCACCUCAUGUCUAAUAUUAAUAGUCCGCAGACUAUGUCUGGUUCUCAACACCAUUCGGCAAAUAUGUUGCACAACUCGGGUAACCCUUCGAUGGCAACACGAAUAUUACCACAGAGAUCGUGGGCCGCAGCCAUACCUACUCUCUUAACACAUCAGGGCUUUGAUAUGAUGUGCAGAUCCAACCAAAGUCUCGAAAAUAUAGCGAUUCCGGCCCAAAAUAACAGCGUCUUCUAUGCUAUGUCUCAAUUGGAGAGAUUUCUCGGAUGUAUUUAUAUGAGACGUAAUCUCCAAAGGGCUGUCUCUCAAGACGAAAGCUUCCAACUCUUGGCGACACCAGAACCCGGAGUCAUUCAAUUCAAAAACGAGUCUAUGUUUUUCAAAAUCAGUUUAGACCCGACUUCGAUGCAGUCGAUGCAUAUAAAGAUCCAACCGUUGCCCGAAUUUAAUCACUGGACACGAGAGGAAUUGGAAUUACUUCAACAAUUCUUUGAAACCAAAGUUGUUUGCGCGCCAUUCAAACCAAAUGCAUUUCUGGCCUAUAAAUGGAUUCUCAACGCUCCCAUCAAAAUACUUAAGGAUUGCAUUCAAUUAAUGCGAUUAGAAUUGUUCCCCGACAGAACACUGAAGUGGUCACUGCAAUGGUGUCUGACUAUACCUCCGGCGGCGCCUCCCAUUGGCUCUCCGGGAAUGUCUGCGUGUCUUAUGUUCAAAAGCAAAAUGCUUAUAUUCAUACAAUUCACUCGAAUGCCAAUUCCUGGUCACGCCAUGAAUGCCGAACCCCUGUCUAUAAUUGUUCCCUUUAUUUACGAUAUGAACGUUCAUUCAAUACAAGUGGCCGGUUCUGGACGGGAGAACACAUACGCUCAGUCGCCGGCACUCACUGUCAUUAACAAUAUGUUGAAACGAUUUGCAGAAUACGCCGGAACUGGCGCCGAUUGUCCCAUAUAUUUGGCCGUACGUGAGAUCAUGAACAACCUUCAGAUACCAUAGCAUCUGUUCUUACACUCUAUACCUGUACUAUAAUUGAAGAUCUAAUUUGAUUUAUUUGUCCUAUAAUUUUGCGCUUAAAUUAUUUAUUUAAACCAUUGUUUUGACAAUUGUUUAAAACAUGCAAUUAAAGAGAUUCUAAUUAUUUUGAUUUAAUGGUAAAUUAUGAAUAAAUCUUUGCAAAACAUUCAAAA